Messenger RNA from Trichomonas vaginalis G3, 1815 nucleotides. RefSeq names its product ATP binding. Bases 1 to 1815 code for a protein of 604 amino acids. NCBI's taxonomy places the organism in Eukaryota, Parabasalia, Trichomonadida, Trichomonadidae. Gene Ontology annotation, cellular component: cytosol; nucleus. The transcript has a single exon. Gene Ontology annotation, molecular function: ATP-dependent protein folding chaperone; ATP binding. Gene Ontology annotation, biological process: protein folding. The record is from RefSeq and is a predicted model, not a curated record.
AUGUCGUUUUUGCUUUUCAGCAUUGGUGUCCAGUACCUUGGUAUUGACCUUGGCAGUGAAUACUUGAAAAUGGCAGAGUCCACCAUUCUUGGUGAACCAAAAAUGAAGUUCAAUCCAAAUGGAAAGAAUUUCCGUGGCGCAGUUGCUGCCAGAAAGAUAAAAUUUGUUAACGAAUACAACUCAACAGAAUACCUCUCAUCUGCAGAAGUUCGUUUUGGCAAUGCUGCCCUUAAAACUCUUAAAGCUCAUCCAGAAUUCGGUCAUGAGUACUUAGCUCGUGCUUUUGGACGCUCAAACUCCACAUUCCAUUCAUCUAGUGUCUUUUCACCAUAUGAAUCCAUGAAAUUACUUCUCCAAGACGUUUCAAACACAUUCACAUACGAACCUGAUGUUAUCUUUGCUGUUCCAUUCUAUUGGACAUCCAUCAUGCGUCAGGAGAUUGCAUCCGCUGCCAACAAUGCCGGCAUGAAGGUUCUCCACAUUGUUGAUGACAAAGAUGCAGUUGCUUCUCAUUACGGAGCCAUCAACUACCAGAAAUACAAUGCAAACCCAAGAAAUGUCCUCUUUGUCGAUAUCGGAUCAACAUCAGUCAAAGCUUACGGCUAUGUUUUCUCAAAUCGCGGAAAUUACAGUUUUGCCAACGAAACAGGCACAUCAUGGUCCGAAACAACCGGUUCAUACUACUUUACAAAGGGUAUUUCCGCUGCAAGGAAGAUUUCCAUGAAGAAAGCCACCGCAUUCUUCGCCGAGAAGCAGCCAAGCCAAUAUUUCGACAACAUUUCAGAACCAGUCCAUGAGAUGAUCAAUGUUGUCUCACAGGCAGCCGAACAAAUGAAGAACUACCUCCAGCAACAUAAGGGAUCAGGAAAUUCAGGUGAAAUCGACGAAAUCCAAGUCUUUGGAGGUUCCUCACGUAUUUCAUUCUUCAACAAACUUAUUACCAAAGCAACAGGCUGCAAGAACGUUCUCCACGAGUUCAAUCCAAACGAAGCCAUUGCUAAAGGCAUCAUCUACCUUCGCCAGAUGAUUGACGGCUCUCUUACAUGUCCAACACUUCAUGUUGACCAGCAUCCAUCAUCAUCAAUUUUUGUUGAAUCUGGCGGAAAGACAGAUUUGUACUGCAGAUCAGGUUCAUCAUGUUCAUCUCCUGUUCGUUUGUACAAUGUUCCAAAUACAACAGAGUUCUUAUAUGUUGCAGUUACAAGCGAUGAUCUCCCAGAAGGUGCAGCUAAUGUACAGUACAUCAUCAGAUACAGUAACUAUAGUAAUGCUACAGAUAUCAGUGAUAAGUCAUUCAUUGAAGUACAUCUUAAAGUACCAUCUACAGAAGUUCAAGGACUUCGUUACUGCACAAACAACACACAUUGCGUUCCAAUCUAUGGAACAGUUAUUCCUGUUUCACCAUCACAACAACCUCUUCACUCCAAUUUCACUGAUGCAUUCAUUGAAUCUAAGAAGUUCGUAAAAGUCCAGCGUUCUGAAGUUUUGAAGGUAGAAACAAUGGUCAACCAAAUCUACAGCGAUAUACAGAAGAAACUUUCAGAGAAGGGACUUAAUGAGGAAUCAGUUCCAGUCGAAGUCUUCUCAACAUUGAAGAAGUACAUGAAGAUGGUUGAAGAAGGAUCACUCAACAACUUGAGUCUCGAACAACUCAAGGAUGCACAAACAGAUCUCAAGAUCAACUCUAAACACCUUCUUGAAGCUGUAGAGAAACUUAAGGGAAAGAAGUCUAAGAAGAGUGAUAAGUCUAAGCAACAGACAGAUGACAUCUUCAAUGACCUUAAGAACGACCUUGAUGAUGAGAAAGACCUUUAA